Micromonas commoda is the source of this 1854-nucleotide messenger RNA. RefSeq lists its product with no specific name. NCBI's taxonomy places the organism in Eukaryota, Viridiplantae, Chlorophyta, Mamiellophyceae, Mamiellales, Mamiellaceae. The record is from RefSeq and is a predicted model, not a curated record. The coding region runs from base 1 to 1854 and encodes 617 amino acids. Gene Ontology annotation, molecular function: calcium ion binding. The transcript has a single exon.
AUGGGGGUGCGCAUCGGGUCCGCUCCGCCGGCGACGGCGCCGUCUUCGGAGCUCAAGGAUCGCGCGUCGCGCCUGCCCACACCCGGCGCGGCCUCCACGUCCCUCGAGGGCACCUACGGCCGCGAACUCGUGCACCGCAUCGUGGCGCACCUGCUGCACCUGCUCGGGUCGUUCGGGUUCGUCGGGCCCGCGAAGGUGACGGAGGGUCUGGACGUGAUGCUGGCGGACCCGGACGCGAUGCUCGGGGCGACGUUCGCGGCGUUCGAUGCGAACGGCGACGGCGCCAUCGACGCGACGGACCUCGCGACGACGCUGUCGCUCGCCCGGCCGUUCUUCGGGGUCCCGCACGCGGAAUUAGUAGCCAAGUUCGACGCGGUGCUGCGCGGCGCGGGAGGCCCGCGGGGGCCAAAGGCGAGGCACGGGAUCCGGCGGAGCGACCUCGACUCGGUGCUGAUGUACACGCCCGCGCUCGAGGCGUGGACGCUGACGCCGAUGCGCGCCACCGCGUCGUGGCUCCGCGGGCGCGCCGAGACCGAGGCGCACGCCGACGACGCCGGACGGAGGAGGAUGGGGCUCGCAGCGGCCCCCGAACAUCAAUCGCCGCCCCCGCCCCCGCCGCGGCUGCGACCCCCGCCGAACGGCGCGUCGCGGCGCGCGGAGCUCACGGGCGCGACGAGCCGCCGCGAACCCGCCGUGGUCGCGCCCGCGAUGCGAUCGAUGGCCGCGCACAGCUGUGCGACGGCGAAAAAUGCGAGACGGUCCGAACUCAUCAAGCCGCGGGGGCCCCAGGACGAUGACGACGACGAUGACGGGGAGGAGGACGGGGGUGCCCACCGGGGUGCCCAUCGGGGUGUUGAUGACUUUGACGACGGCGGGGACGGGGCGCGCGAGUGUUCCCCGGGAGACGGGGGUAAGGGCGGGUGGGUGGCGAACUGGGCAAAGACGGCGGCGGAGCAAUUUUUCAAAGCGGCGCCCAGAGCCGAGCAUCCCCGGCCGGAGUCGCCGAGCAUCCUGAAGCCCUCCGGGUCCUUCGUCGCGUUGAGGAUCGGGAGUGGCGACGAACUUAGGGACGAAAAGAACGGGGCGGGGCGGCGACGGUCGCGGCGGCGGUCGUCGGUGACGUGGGGCGACGACGACGAGGGUGCGGGCACGCCGGAGGGAACCGGAUAUAUAAACGGAGGAAACGGAGGUGAAGACGAGGCGGACGCGAAGGAUCGGUCCGGCGAUCGAUGGGGGGUCCGAUCGAGGACCGGGGACGGCGACGAUUCGUCUUCUCACGCGUCUCUCCGAGCGAUGCACUUGAAGCUGUCGAACGCCGCUCCGGGAUCGUCAGACGUCUCGUCCACGCUGGGCGGCGGGAGCCAGAGCGCGCUCAGCGCCUCCUUGGGGGCUUCCUCUUUGGCGGGUGCCGACGGUACGCACGGUGCCGCGAAGGCGAUGGAGACGCGCGCGCGGAGAUUGAACCGCGAGGGGGGCGACGGAACCAAAGAUUCCGAGAUUGACCGACCGACGACGGAAGCAUCCGUCGGAACGUCCGGAGCAAUGCUCACAUGCCGCACGAUGCUCACCGAGGAGCUCACCGAGGAGGAGCGCGUCGCGCGCGAGGAGGAGAAGGAACGGGUCAUCGAGCAGAAGAUGCGCGAGGAGAUCGAGGCGAAGCAGCUCGCGUCGCUCACGGGUAAGGCGCACCAGAAGGAGUGGAACUACGCCAUGUACGAGAACAGGAAGCGGCGAAUACCGAGAAAUCUGGUCAAGCCGCCGCUGUACGCGUCCAUCGAACGAGCCGCGUACGAGAAGUUCAUGGAGGACGAGGAGAGGCGGGAGAGAAGGGAGGCUCUGGGCUUGUUCGAUUGA